AUGGGUCACGGUCAUCACGAACCUUUCAAGAUCCCACAUUACUCGAUCUAUAACAACUAUCGAGAAUUUCCUGAACUGGCCGCCCAUGAAAAACGACUUGCCCAGAUCGGACUUAAGGAUAAUUGGAUUAGGAAUUAUGUCUUCCUGUUCGAUCGUGACAUGCCCCACGUACGUGGACAGUGGAAUCAUUUCAAAAGGCUGAUUCUUCCCGGUUGGAAAGGUGGUGUUGGCCUCGCGGCGUUGGUGAUUGCAAUCGAAGAAGGAUACCAGUACUAUUACUAUGGCAAAACUUCAUGGGAUGCCCACCAUUAA
Messenger RNA from Haemonchus placei, 312 nucleotides. Lineage: Eukaryota; Metazoa; Nematoda; Chromadorea; Rhabditida; Trichostrongylidae. The record is from the annotation of a GenBank genome assembly.